Pipistrellus nathusii (Nathusius's pipistrelle) is the source of this 858-nucleotide messenger RNA. NCBI's taxonomy places the organism in Eukaryota, Metazoa, Chordata, Mammalia, Chiroptera, Vespertilionidae. The record is from the annotation of a GenBank genome assembly.
AUGAACCGGCUCCAGGAUGAGUAUGACUCCUACGCGGUUGAAGAGCCUAGCGAUGAGGAGCCAGCUCUGAGCAGUUCUGAAGAUGAAGUGGAUGUGCUUUUACAUGGAACUCCUGACCAAAAACGAAAACUCAUCAGAGAAUGUCUUACUGGAGAAAGUGAAUCUAGUGAAGAUGAAUUUGAAAAAGAAAUGGAAGCUGAAUUAAAUUCUACCAUAAAAACAAUGGAGGUCAAAUUAUCCUCCCUGGAAACAGGUUCGUCUUCAGGAAAUGGGAAAGUUGGAACAGCUUCCACAAAGUACUAUGAUGAUAUAUAUUUUGAUUCUGAUUCUGAGGAUGAAGACAAAACCGCACAGGUGACCAAGAGAAAAAAGAAGAAACGACACAGGAUUCUAACAAAUGAUGAGUUACUGUAUGAUCCUGAAAAAGAUAACAGAGAUCAGGCCUGGGUUGAUGCACGAAGAAGAGGAUACCACGGUUUUGGAACACAGAGGCCACGCCCACAACCACAGCCUGUUCCAAAUAGCGAUGCUGUCCUGAACUGCCCUGCCUGUAUGACCACACUGUGUCUUGAUUGUCAAAGGCAUGAAUCAUACAAAACUCAGUAUAGAGCAAUGUUUGUGAUGAAUUGUUCUGUCAACAAAGAGGAGGUUCUAAGAUAUAAAAUUCCAGAGAACAGGAAGAAAAAGCGAGGCCAUAAGAAGAUGCGGGCUAACCAGGAAGAUGCUGCAAAGCAGGCAGAGACAGAAGUGGGAGAGAUCUAUCACCCUGUUAUGUGCACCGAAUGUUCCACCGAAGUGGCCGUCUAUGACAAGGAUGAAGUCUUCCACUUUUUCAAUGUUUUGGCAAGCCAUUCCUAA